Messenger RNA from Suncus etruscus (white-toothed pygmy shrew), 6695 nucleotides. It is a transcript of the gene AHDC1, whose product is annotated as AT-hook DNA binding motif containing 1. The record is from RefSeq and is a predicted model, not a curated record. Bases 358 to 5142 code for a protein of 1594 amino acids. NCBI's taxonomy places the organism in Eukaryota, Metazoa, Chordata, Mammalia, Eulipotyphla, Soricidae. The transcript has 4 exons.
GAGCUUGCCUGCCUGUCUACCUAUCAGCCUGGACCCCAGAGCCCACCCAGCUGAGCACGUGCAGAGGGCCUUGGGUGUGGGGCGACUCUCAGGCCACCAAGGAGACUACCCAGGAAUCACUGGUGAGGACACAGUGUUCCUGCUAAGCCAGACCGGACCCCACAGCCUGUGCAGGCGCCGACCACACCCUGAAGCCUGGGCUCCAGCUGAAGUUGGUCCCCACCACUGCCAGCUGACAGCCAGCGACUGGCAGAGCCCCUGGAAUAGGGGCCCUCUCUCUCAGGUCUUGGUCCCGGCUUCUCGCACCCUCAUGUCAGCCCCGGCCCAGCCCGGUGGCCCGCGGAGGACAAGGUCAGGAUGCGUGUGAAGCCCCAGGGCCUGGUGGUGACUUCCAGUGCCGUGUGCAGCUCUCCUGACUACCUCCGGGAGCCCAAGUAUUACCCCGGUGGCCCCCCCACCCCCCGGCCCUUACUUCCCACCCGACCCCCUGCCAGUCCCCCAGACAAGGCCUUCGCCCACACCUUCUCCGAGAACCCACGCCCACCCCCACGCCGGGACCCCAGCACCCGGCGCCUGCCGGUCCUUGCCAAGGGAGACGACCCGCUGCCCCCAAGGGCAGCCCGUCCAGUCUCACAGGCCCGGUGCCCCACGCCCGCCGGAGACGGCAGUAGCUCCCGUCGCCGCUGGGACAACGGGCGGGUGAAUCUGCGUCCAGUCGUGCAACUCAUCGACAUCAUGAAGGACCUGACGCGUCUCUCCCAAGACCUGCAACACAGCGGCGUGCACCUGGAUUGCGGGGGCCUCCGGCUCAGCCGCCCCCCAGCCCCACCACCCGGCGACCUCCAGUACAGCUUCUUCUCCUCCCCCAGCCUAGCCAACAGCAUCCGCAGCCCUGAGGAGAGGGCCACCCCCCAUGCCAAGUCCGAGCGGCCCGGCCACCCACUCUAUGAGCCAGAGCCAGAGCCUCGGGCCAGUCCUCAGCCCAGUCAAGGCCACAGUCCUGGAGCCACAGCUGCAGCCACUGGGCUGCCCCCAGAGCCGGAGCCCGACGGCCCCGAUUACUCAGAACUGGCUGACGCAGACAUCCUCAGCGAACUGGCCUCCCUUACCUGUCCUGAGGCUCAGCUGCUGGAGGCCCAGUCCCUGGAGCCACCAUCGCCAGAGCCAGAGCCUCAGCUCCUAGACCCCCAGCCCCGCUUUCUGGACCCACAGGCGCUAGAGCCACUCGGGGAAGCUUUGGAGCUGCCUCCCCUGCAACCCCUUGCUGACCCCUUGGGGCUGCCAGGCCUGGCUCUGCAGGCCCUGGAUACCCUCCCUGACUCCCUGGAGUCACAGCUGCUGGACCCUCAGGCCCUCGACCCCCUGCCCAAGCUGCUUGACGUCUCAGGCCGCUGUCUGGAGCCCCAGCAGCCCCUGGGGCCCUGCCCCCUGGCCGAGCCCUUGCGCCUGGACUUGUGUUCACCCCAUGGCCCACCAGGGCCAGAGGGUCACCCCAAGUACGCCUUGCGGCGCACUGAUAGGCCAAAGAUCCUGUGUCGCCGGCGGAAAGCUGGACGGGGGCGCAAGGCAGAUGCAGGACCCGAGGGCCGUCUGCUGGCCCUGCCUAUGUCGACGGGGUUGGCAACCACCCUGGCUGAGCCACCACCACCACCCCCUCCACCACCUCCUGCCCUGCCAGGUCCCGGCCCAGUCCCAGAGCUAGAGCCGGAAUCUUCCCAGACUCCAAUGGUUCCUUCCCGCAAAAGCAAGUGCCGGGGCGUGCGGCGCAUGGUAGUCAAGAUGGCCAAGAUUCCCGUGUCGCUGGGGCGGCGGAACAAGACCACCUACAAGGUGUCCUCCUUGAGCAGCAGCCUGAGCGUAGAGGGCAAGGAGCUUGGCCUGCGGGUGUCAGCUGAGCCCACCCCGCUGCUGAAGAUGAAGAACAAUGGGCGGAAUGUAGUGGUGGUCUUCCCGCCUGGGGAAAUGCCCAUCAUCCUCAAGCGAAAGCGAGGCCGCCCUCCUAAGAACCUGCUGCUGGGGCCCGGCAAGCCCAAGGAGCCAACUGUCGUGGCAGCCGAGGCAGCCACUGUGGCAGCCACUACCCUGGCUGUGCCUGAGGUGAAGAAACGACGGCGGAGAAAGCAGAAGCUGGCAUCUCCCCAGCCGUCUUACGCUGCAGACGCCAAUGACAGCAAGGCCGAGUACUCUGACGUCCUCGCCAAGCUGGCCUUUCUGAACCGCCAGAGCCAGUGUGCUGGGCGCUGCUCCCCACCCCGCUGCUGGACGCCCAGUGAGCCCGAAUCCGUGCACCAGGCCCCUGACACCCAGAGCAUCUCCCACUUCCUGCACCGUGUGCAAGGCUUCCGGCGGCGUGGUGGCAAAGCGGGUGGUUUUGGUGGCCGGGGUGGUGGCCAUGCCGCCAAGGCUGCCCGAUGCUCCUUCAGUGACUUCUUCGAGGGCAUCGGCAAGAAGAAGAAAGUGGUGGCCGUGGCAGCCACUGGGAUCGGGGGUCCCGGCCUCACUGAGUUGGGACACCCCCGUAAACGGGGCCGGGGGGAGGUGGAUGCCUUGACUGGGAAGCCCAAGCGCAAGAGGCGGUCCCGGAAAAAUGGGGCUCUAUUCCCCGAGCAGGUGACCGGUGGCCCAGGCUUCGGGGAGGCAGGGGUUGAGUGGCCUGGGGACAAGGCUGGUGGCUGGGCCUCUCACCAUGGGCACCCAGGCGGGCAAGCUGGCCGAAACUGUGGGUUCCAAGGGACUGAAACCAGGGCCUUUGCCUCCACUGGACUGGAGAGUGGGGUUCCUGGCCGCAGCAGCUACUACGGCACGAGUGCCCCAUCGGGCCAAGCCGAGCUCAGCCAAGAGCGCCAGAGCCUCUUUACCGGCUACUUCCGCUCUCUGCUCGAUUCGGACGACUCCUCCGACCUCCUGGACUUUGCCCUCUCAGCCUCUCGCCCCGAGUCCCGGAAAACAUCAGGCAACUACACAGGGCCCCCCACUAGUGCCCUGCCCACACAGCGGGGCCUGCCCACUUUCCCGAGCCGCGGAGCCAAAGUCAGCCCCGUGGCUGUGGGCAGUAGUGGGGCAGGGACAGAGCCCUCAUUCCAGCCUGUUCUGCCCACUCGCCAGACUUUCCCACCGGGCCGGGCUGCGAGCUAUGGAAUCACUCCGGCCACGUCAGACUGCCGGGCAGCAGAAACCUUCCCGAAGCUGGUUCCCCCACCUUCAGCUGUGGCCCGCUCACCCACCACCCACCCGCCUGCCAGCACCUACCCUCCCCAGUACAGUGGUUACGGGGCUGGACAAAGCGUAUUUGCCCCAGCUAAGCCCUUUUCGGGCCAGGACUGUGCUAACAGCAAAGACUGCAGCUUUGCCUAUGGCAGUGGCAACAGCUUGCCCGCCUCACCCAGCAGUGCCCACAGCGCUGGCUAUGCCCCACCUCCUACUGGUGGCCCUUGCCUGCCACCAAGCAAGGCCUCCUUCUUCAACAGCUCUGAGGGGACUCCUUUCUCUGGUUCAGCCCCCACACCCCUGCGCUGUGACAGCCGGGCCAGCACCGUCUCCCCUGGUGGCUACAUGGUGCCCAAGGGCACCACGGCCUCUGCCACCUCUGCCGCCUCCUCUUCCUCCUCCUCCUUCCAGCCCUCUCCUGAGAACUGUCGGCAGUUUGUGGGGGCUUCUCAGUGGCCUUUCCGGCAGGGCUAUGGAGGCCUGGACUGGGCCUCAGAGGCCUUCAGUCAGCUCUACAAUCCCGGGUUCGACUGCCACGUCAGUGAGCCCAAUGUGAUUCUGGAUAUCUCCAACUACACACCGCAGAAGGUGAAGCAGCAGACAGCUGUGUCCGAGACCUUCUCCGAGUCCUCCUCCGACAGCACCCAGUUCAAUCAGCCCGUCGGUGGUGGCUUUCGGCGUGCCAACAGCGAGGCCUCAAGCAGUGAAGGCCAGUCGAGCCUGUCUAGCUUAGAGAAACUGAUGAUGGACUGGAAUGAGGCAUCAUCCGCCCCUGGCUAUAACUGGAAUCAGAGCGUCCUCUUCCAGAGCAGCUCCAAGCCAGGCCGGGGACGACGGAAGAAGGUGGACCUGUUCGAGGCCUCCCACCUGGGAUUCCCAUCAGCCACCUCAGCCACUGCCUCGGGUUACCCCUCCAAACGGAGCACUGGGCCCCGGCAGCCUCGGGGUGGCCGGGGCGGCGGGGCCUGCUCAGCCAAGAAGGAACGGGGUGGCGCGGCCGCCAAAGCUAAGUUUAUCCCCAAACCCCAGCCGGUGAAUCCGCUGUUCCAGGACAGCCCCGACCUCGGCCUGGACUACUACAGCGGGGACAGCAGCAUGUCGCCACUCCCCUCGCAGUCAAGGGCCUUUGGCGUGGGGGAGCGAGACCCCUGUGACUUCAUGGGACCCUACUCCAUGAACCCAUCAACACCGUCCGACGGCACCUUUGGCCAAGGUUUCCACUGCGACUCGCCCAGUUUGGGUGCCCCUGAACUAGAUGGCAAGCAUUUCCCGCCACUGGCCCACCCACCCACCGUGUUCGAUGCUGGCCUGCAGAAGGCCUACUCACCCACCUGCUCGCCCACACUGGGCUUCAAGGAAGAACUGCGGCCGCCACCCACCAAACUCUCAGCCUGUGAGCCCCUUAAGCACGGACUCACAGGCGCCAGUCUAGGCCACGCAGCCCAGGCCCACUUGAGCUGCCGGGACUUGCCCCUGGGCCAACCCCACUACGACUCCCCCAGCUGCAAGGGCACAGCCUACUGGUACCCACCGGGCUCCGCUGCCCGCAGCCCACCCUAUGAAGGCAAGGUGGGGACAGGGCUAUUGGCUGACUUCUUGGGCAGGACGGAGGCCACGUGCCUCAGUGCCCCACAUUUGGCCAGCCCACCAGCCACACCCAAGGCAGACAAAGAGCCACUGGAGAUGGCUCGGCUGCCUGGCCCGCCCCGGGGCCCUGCCGUUGCCACUGCUGGCUAUGGCUGCCCACUCCUUAGUGACUUGACGCUGUCCCCAGUUCCAAGGGACUCGCUGCUGCCCCUGCAGGAUACCGCCUACAGGUAUCCAGGUUUCAUGCCGCAGGCGCAUCCCGGCCUUGGUGGGGGCCCCAAGAGCGGCUUCCUGGGGCCCAUGGCGGAACCUCAUCCUGAGGACACAUUCACCGUCACCUCCCUGUAGUGCCAACUGAAGUGCCGACUGGACCUCGAGGUUUUGUUCCUGGCUUUCAGAAAACCAACGCCAAGACCCCUCCCAGCGUCCACAACCGUCCUCUGGCAGGAGCAAGCACCUGCCUCUCUGCCUCUUCCCCCAGCCCCACCUGCACCUCCCGCAGCCCUCUCUCCCCCAUCCCUCCCUGCCCAUCUCCUCCACGCAGAAGCCGAAGGUGAGCCCUUUCUGCACAAAACCAGCAAUUGUAAAUACUUUUUAAAAAUGUACAAAACUUAAAAACAAAACAGUUUUAGAAAAGACAAAAAAAAAUGAACGAACGAGAGAGCGUGUGCAAGAGGUCGCGAGCUGGGGCCCCAUGGUGUCCAGAGCCCCUGCAAGUGUGCACUGAGAAAUUUAUCUACAGGUUGUUUGACAAAAAUGAACAAUAUCCUAUUUAUUGUAUAUACUGUUUUAUUAUAAAUCGUGGAUUGUAUAUUGCAUUCUGUAAACCUGCUGUGGUCCCGUGGUGUGCAAAUUCGCAUGGUGGGGGUGGGGGGAGAAGAACCUCUUGCGGGAGCUUUUUUUUUCUUUAUUUUUCACUCUUUUGGGUUUUCUCUUCUGUUGUUGUUGUUUUCUGUUGGCAGGACACACCCAAAGAUCCAAGUUUGUAUUAAAAAGAAAUGAAAAAAAAGCAAAAAAAAAAAAAAAAAAAAACCAAAAACCCACCUGUGUCUUGUGAGGGAGGGUGGAGUGGCAGCAGGGGACUCGGUUGGGUUCGGGUUUCUUGUCACCGGUCCCCAUGUUCCCUCCCUUGGUGCUGUCCCAAGAUCUGUGCCCGAGAUCUGAACUGCCUUUUUAGCUGGGCGCCCUACUUUUGCCCAAGGCCCUGAGGGUCCCAGUCCAGGGAUUUUACCUUUCAUGUCUUCAUCUUGCCCUCGGUUCAGGCUCUCACCUUUCUCUGAGGCCCAGUUCCCCCUUUAGAUAUUCCCAGAUCUCCAUGGCCCAUGGGCCCCCAUUCUUUUCACAGUGUGGGGGUACAGGCCAGGGAGAGGGAUGGAGUGUAUUUUCUGCAUGCAGGAACCCCAGGUUCAACCCCUAACCACCACCUGGUCCUUCAAGCAUUGAGCAUUGAGUAGCCUCUGAGCAUCUCCAGGUGUGGCCCCAAAAAACCAAACAGUGCAAUUGUGCCUCGUUUCCCCCUAGGUUUUUAUAGGGAGCCCUCAUUAGAUUUGGGUCUCCCCUAAACUUCGGGCCCCACAGUUGUACUCUGGUUCAAUGACAACUAUCUCUGAGAUACUCAUUCCAUCCCAAGCCUAAGAACCCUGUGGAACCCUCUGACCCCCUUCCCACAAGGACCAGAGUAACCCCCUAUUAGUGCAUCUCCUGUUUGCCCUCCAGCUUGCUGAGUCUCCACUAUCUGCAUAUCCCCCACUUUACUCCAAUACCCCCACAACUGCCUGUGCAAACCCAAGGGAAUGGCUGGGCCAGUCAUCCAGGGUUUCUCUGCCUCAUCUUUCUUACCACAUGAACCCCACAUGCCAAACCUGUUUCCUCCCAGCUUUCAUAAACUCUGAAAAAAGAAA